Passer montanus (Eurasian tree sparrow) is the source of this 1163-nucleotide messenger RNA. Its product is annotated as zinc finger protein 628-like. The annotation marks the transcript as partial. Lineage: Eukaryota; Metazoa; Chordata; Aves; Passeriformes; Passeridae. The transcript is spliced from 3 exons. Gene Ontology annotation, cellular component: nucleus. Gene Ontology annotation, biological process: central nervous system development; regulation of transcription by RNA polymerase II. Gene Ontology annotation, molecular function: RNA polymerase II cis-regulatory region sequence-specific DNA binding; DNA-binding transcription factor activity, RNA polymerase II-specific. The record is from RefSeq and is a predicted model, not a curated record.
CCCGGUUCUACCCCGGUCCUGGCCCGGCCCCGGCCCCGGCGGAGCCCCCGCGAGCCCCGCAGGUGCGGCCAUGGCGGGCGCGGCGCCGCCCGCAGGUGGCCCCGAGCAGCCCUUCACCUGCCGGGAGUGCGGCAAAUCCUUCCGCUGGUCCUCGCGCCUGGCGCACCACCUGCGCAGCCACACAGGUGAGCGCCCCUACAAGUGCCCCGAGUGCCCCAAGGCCUUCAAGGGCUCCUCCGCCCUCCUCUACCACCUGCGGGGCCACACAGGUGAGCGCCCCUACACCUGCGCCACCUGCGGCAAGGGCUUCAAGCGCUCCUCGCUGCUGCAGACGCACCUGCGCGUGCACACGGGGCUGCGCGCCUUCCGCUGCGCCCAGUGCGGCCUCACCUUCAAGUGGGCGUCGCACUACCAGUACCACCUGCGGCAGCACUCAGGUGAGCGGCCCUACCGCUGCCCCACCUGCCCCAAGGCCUUCAAGAACUCCUCCAGCCUGCGGCGGCACCGCCACACCCACACGGGUGAGCGGCCGCACACCUGCGCCACCUGCGGCAAGGGCUUCGCCCAGGCCGCCAACCUGCGGCAGCACCUGCGGGUGCACACGGGCGAGCGGCCGUACACCUGUGCUACCUGCGGGAAGAGCUUCACGCACUCGUCCAACCUGCACCUGCACCGGCGCACGCACGGCGCCGCCCCGCAGUGCCCCGCCUGCGCCGCGCCCUUGGCCUCGCACACCUGCCCGCAGCGGCACCUGCAGGGCCCCGCCCCGCCCGCCGCCGCCUCACCUGAGCCGCUCUGGAGGCCGCUGGGGCUCACCUGCGCCGAGCAAGAGGUGACGGUGACAGCGGCCCCGGCCCCGCCCCACCGCUGCCUCACCUGCGAGGUGACGGUGACAGCGGCCCCGGCCCCGCCCCACCGCUGCCUCACCUGCGGCAAGAGCUUCAAGAACGGCGCGGGGCUGGCGCGACACCUGCCCGGCCACGAGCGGCCCAGGUGCGCCGCGGCGCCCAGAGCCCCGCCCCGCCUGGCCGCACCCCCGCCAGGUGAACCCGCCGCCGCCGCCGAGCCGCCGGCCCCGCCCGAGCGGCCGUACAGGUGCGGCGAGUGCGGCAAGGCCUUCAAGGGCUCCUCGGGGCUGCGCUACCACCUGCGCGACCACACAG